AUGAACCAAAGGGCGGCCAUUUCGACACAGACGGGCGGUGCUUUUACAACGACACGAGAUCUCAAGGAAGCCAUUGCACCGGUGCUGGAGCUGGGACGUACAGACCAAAAGAUGGAGGGCUCGUCGCUCAACGUCAGUCUCAUACCGGAGGUGGAAAUGAUCAGCCGUUAUGAUAUUGUCACCCUGGACCAUCUUUACUGCACGUGGACGAUCGUUGACAGCCGUCGAGACCGACUUUGA
Messenger RNA from Sporothrix brasiliensis 5110, 240 nucleotides. RefSeq lists its product as uncharacterized. Lineage: Eukaryota; Fungi; Ascomycota; Sordariomycetes; Ophiostomatales; Ophiostomataceae. The record is from RefSeq and is a predicted model, not a curated record. Bases 1 to 240 code for a protein of 79 amino acids. The transcript has a single exon.